UGACAGGAAGAGUCCCCCAUAAGCACUUCCGGUCGAGCGGGCGCCGGCCUAACGACCGGGUUCACCGCUCUACCGCUGGCGAGUCCGCCGGUAAGGAGCCGGGAUGCGGCUGCUGCGGGGCGGGCUGGGCUUCCUGCUGCGCCCGGGGAUCCGUCGCGGGCCCGGGCAGCCUCUCUACCAGCAAGGCCAGAGCCCGUCGCCGCGCACCCGCGAGUACUUCUACUACAUCGACCAUCAGGGACAGCUUUUCCUGGAUGAUGCUAAGGUCAAGAACUUCAUCACGUGUUUCAAAGACAAGCAGUUCCUGGUUUUCUUCUUCAAGCAACUGAAGUUGAACCGCAGCGGCCGCUACGAAGAAUCCUUCCCUUACCUGUCGCCCUGCGGCCGGGAGCACAACUACGUCCGUUGCGAUGACCGGCCCAUCGUCUUCACCCACCUCCUGGAGGGACCCCAGGGCCAGCAGUCGCUGUCCUUCUGCGGGGGCGCAGACCGCCUGGCCAUGCCCUUCCAGCCGGAGAAGCUGGUCAUGUUGGCCGAGAACGGGCGGGUCUAUCACCCGGGGCCGGAAAAGGUUGGCGGGGUGGGAUUGGUCAAGUCAUCCUUGGCCUUUGAGCUGAGCCCUUGCUUUGAGUACCAGGACGGACCCGGUCAGCCACCCACUCAUUUCCACUGGCAAGAGAAGAGGCACCCUCUGACGAACGAGCUGCUGCGGUUGAUCUGAGGCCGUUGUAGAGUGAGGAAGGCCUUCCAACACUCAGAGGUCUCCUUGUUGGCGCCGUUGGCUUGGCAGAAACCAAACUGCGUCCCUCCUGGGUGCUCGUUUAUCCAAGGAGGCCAUCUCAAGAAGGUCUUCUCGUUGGCCCUCUUGGGCGUCCUUGGCUUGAUAGAAACCCAAACCACAUCCCCACCUGCCAUUCCAGGUGCCUUGUUUAUCCAAGGAGACCAUCUCAAGAAGGUGGCUGGAAGCAUCCAUCCAGAACUCCAGUAGAGCAAGGAUCCUGGACUAAGUUUCUCGGAAUAAAAAUCAUUUUAUGGUU
Pseudonaja textilis is the source of this 1037-nucleotide messenger RNA. The record is from RefSeq and is a predicted model, not a curated record. Lineage: Eukaryota; Metazoa; Chordata; Lepidosauria; Squamata; Elapidae.